AUGACCUUCGAGGGAUGCUUGUUCCAGUGCAACAAGUUGACUGUCUACCCCGAGAUUACCCUGAGCAUCAAUCCAGGCAAGUGCCAACUUUACUUUAGCUUCCUGGACCUGAGCGAUUCGUCAACAAUUAUUGUUGACUCGGCUGAGUUCUGGAUUGGAGACACCAACGGCAACAUCACGAUGGGACCAAACAUUGUGAUCCAUGGAAAUACCUCCAUCUCACUCUACGGAGGUGUUACCGUGCUCAACCCCAAGCUUGACCAACGCAGGUGGUGA
Acytostelium subglobosum LB1 is the source of this 276-nucleotide messenger RNA. RefSeq lists its product as hypothetical. Lineage: Eukaryota; Evosea; Eumycetozoa; Acytosteliales; Acytosteliaceae. The coding region runs from base 1 to 276 and encodes 91 amino acids. The record is from RefSeq and is a predicted model, not a curated record. The transcript has a single exon.